Messenger RNA from Drosophila willistoni, 1126 nucleotides. Its product is annotated as ribonuclease H2 subunit A. Lineage: Eukaryota; Metazoa; Arthropoda; Insecta; Diptera; Drosophilidae. The record is from RefSeq and is a predicted model, not a curated record. Gene Ontology annotation, molecular function: RNA-DNA hybrid ribonuclease activity; RNA binding. Gene Ontology annotation, biological process: mismatch repair; DNA replication, removal of RNA primer. The transcript has a single exon. Gene Ontology annotation, cellular component: ribonuclease H2 complex. Bases 45 to 1055 code for a protein of 336 amino acids.
CAACACUAGUCCCACUUGCCGAGUAGUGCAAAAACGCGCGUAAAAUGUCUGAGGAGGAAUUAGAAGUUAAAAUAGAAAAAGAUGAAGAAAAGCAUCAAACGGAGGAAAAUGUCAAUAAAAUUACAUCCUUAAAGUCUUUGGGUCCCUUCAUAUCGGCCCGUGAAAACAGUAAAAAUACAAUUUAUGUCAGCGAUGUCCCUGACAUUUGCAAAGAGCAGCCCUGUAUGCUAGGAGUUGAUGAGGCCGGUCGUGGUCCAGUCCUGGGCCCCAUGGUCUACGGCAUCUCAUACUGUCCAUUGGAAAGCAAGCAGGCUUUAAUUGAUCUCGGUUGCGCCGAUUCCAAGCAGCUGACCGAGGAGAAGCGCGACAUUAUAUUCAAUGAGUUGAACACUCUGGACUAUGCCACCGAAUGCAUUGGCUGGGCUGUUGAAAUCAUUUCUCCGAAUGUCAUUAGUUCAAGCAUGUAUCGCCGCUCAAAGUGUUCCCUCAACGAGGUGUCCAUGGACUCGGCUAUGGGCCUUAUUCAACAGGCUAUUGACGCCGGUGUCCAAAUAGCCGAAGUCUAUGUAGAUACAGUGGGACCGCCGGAAAAGUAUCAGGAGAAAUUGUUGCGAAGAUUUCCCAAUUUUAAAAUAACAGUGGCCAAAAAAGCCGAUUCGACAUAUCCAAUUGUUUCUGCAGCCAGUAUCUGUGCCAAGGUUACUCGUGAUCAUGCCCUAAAAGUUUGGAAAUUUCCAGAAGGGCUGGUGAUAAAGGACAAUGCUUUUGGCAGUGGUUAUCCCGGUGAUCCUGUGACAAAACGUUUUCUUGUCGAAAAUAUUGAUUUGGUAUUUGGAUUUCCGCGUCUCGUAAGGUUCAGUUGGUCCACAGCUGAGAAUGCCCUGGUGGAUAAGGCCUAUGAAAUGGAGUUCGAUGAACCAGACUCGGAGAAACCCAAAUACGCUGGAGCCAAACUUACCAAAUUCUUUAACAAAACUACGAAAUCUGGCGAGAUAAAACGAGAGGAGUGUCGUUUUCUCAGUCAACGCCAUUUGGGUAGUGUAACCGAUUUUUAAAAAUUUCAUUGUAUUUUAUAUUUUUAGACUAAGAAAUGUGGAAAAUAAAGUUUUAUUUAUGUAUUCUCAAA